This is a messenger RNA of Trypanosoma cruzi, 1974 nucleotides long. RefSeq lists its product as uncharacterized. The coding region runs from base 1 to 1974 and encodes 657 amino acids. NCBI's taxonomy places the organism in Eukaryota, Euglenozoa, Kinetoplastea, Trypanosomatida, Trypanosomatidae. The transcript has a single exon. The record is from RefSeq and is a predicted model, not a curated record.
AUGGGCGCUUUCCCGUCGCACGACACUCCAGAGUUGUUUUAUACGACGUUUGUGCCUCGGCCCUCCACGGAGACCCAAGUUGAGGUCUGCCUCGUGCCUCUGCUGCCGCGUUUCUUCAAUGACACGCACAAGAAGGCCAAGCGGAAACUAAACGACAUUCUGUCGCGCAGGGGGACCGACCCACCCCCAGCAGCAGCGGCACCGUCAGGGACGACGACACCCGGAAGUGCGACGGCGAGCGCAAAUUCGAGGCGUGCAGAGACAACGAGCGGGGGUCCUAUUGUGGACUGCAUCAUUGCCUUCAACGAUCCAUUUUUUCUCGUCAAGGUGAAGGACGCCAUCAUAAGCAGUGAUGCCUUGCUUGAGGAUAAGCCGCGUAUAAAGAAGAAGUUAACCACACCAGAUUUGCCAUCAGCGUCAGCAGCGGGCUCAGCAACGGAAAUGAAUGCCCCUCAUCACUAUCAACAGCAAGCCAGUCAGCAAUCCACAUCGCACUCUUGUCCAGUUCCACUGUUGCGUCCAGUGCCGUUUGCUGUUUGUAUAUUGGACCCCAUCAACCCUAGUAAUGAGUCUUCGUCAGCCACUUCAAAAUCGCAUUCACAUUUGAACCGGGCACAACAAACCCUUGCGGCGAAUAGCGGCAAUGUAUUAAUUAUCAAGGGACAUCGUCUGCAAAUUGUGGGGUUUAUCUCAUGUUGCUUGGGUCGUCCAGUGCAUCUUAUUAACCCUGCCACCUUUACCAAGACGCAGGCUCUUGGUGGCGGAGGCACUAGCGUGUACUCCUCACAUACAGGUAUAGGGGAUAGUAAAAAACCAUCUAUUCCUGUGGUGUUAGAUGUUAUAUUUGACGACGUUGAGGCACAUGGGUACCUUACAGAGUCCGUUGUGCUUCUAGCUUCCUUAGCGUUUCGAAAACAAUUUGUGAAUAGUUCUGCCCUUUAUUAUCCUGCUGAGGAUAGAGAUGUGGAGGCCUCCUUUGACUAUUAUAUGGAACGUUUACAACUACGCAUUGUACUGCAGCAUAAUAAUUACCGGGAGUUACGUAUGUUUUACUCCCAAUAUGCUCUGUUAGACAUGAUCAAAGAACUCCGUAUGCACGAAACCGCGCCUCCACAUUUUUCCAUGUAUGAAAAUCACCUCGGAGAGUACGGUUUGGAAGUGACGUUCAGCAACAAGUUUUUAGGAUUGUGGCUACGAUAUGUGGAGAACAAAAUGCGGGUGGAUUCUGUUAAGGGUCAACACAUCCGCUGCAAUACCAUUGAUUUUCUACAAGAACGUCAACGAUUAAUGCAGGAACGGCAUGACAGUGGGGCGUUUUUGGAGGAGGAGGAAGAAGAUGAACGUCUGUAUGGUGGCUCAUUGCUUGCAUCUACACUUAAACAAUGGCUUUUGAAGGGGUCUCAAUCGGUCUUGCAACAACAAGCUCAACUCGCUGCCGCCCAACAAAUGAUGAUGUAUCCGCCUACAUCCGGUACCGCUACAACUGCUGCGAAUUUUUGGUCGCAUAUGCCUACGAUGUUUAUGGGGGCGCCUCCCGGAUGGCCAACAAACGUUAUGCCGUUUAAUGCCGCGGCAACGCCAAUUCCACUCAUGCCAGGUCGGCAGCAGCAGCAGCAGCAGCAAUUUAUGUUCCCCGGAAGCCGACCGCAGUUGCAAUACGCCUCGCCACAGACGACUCUUCCAGGCGCCUCUCCCUUUUCUUCGCCUCCCGGUCUGCACGUUCUCUCUCCUGCAACUUCAUCUUACGGUGUGGCGGCUGCGCCUGGUGUGCCACCGCAGCAGAUUUUAUAUGUCUUGCCUGGUGGUCCAAUUGCUCAGUCAUCCGCGAUGCCACAUGCCCCGACCGCAACCGCCGCCUACCCACCUGGCGCCGCCCCGCCAAUGUACUUCGCACAGCCUCCCACGUAUGGAGUUCCUUAUAGUUCAUACAUGUUCUCCCAGCCGCCAGCAACAGCCCCAGCACCACCGGAAUAA